Thermothielavioides terrestris NRRL 8126 is the source of this 623-nucleotide messenger RNA. RefSeq lists its product as uncharacterized. The record is from RefSeq and is a predicted model, not a curated record. Bases 358 to 519 code for a protein of 53 amino acids. Lineage: Eukaryota; Fungi; Ascomycota; Sordariomycetes; Sordariales; Chaetomiaceae. The transcript has a single exon.
AAGGCCUGGCUGGGCCGCCGCGGGGAAGCAGGCAGGGGUGCUGGAUGGAAGGAUGAAAGGAUGUUGCGGACGGAGCAGCAGGAUGGAAACAGCCGGGGGUGGGGGGAGCGAAGAGGGGGGGGGGGUCUGGAUUGGCCUUCCAUUGUUGUGCUGCGGCGCGUGGGCUUGGGACUGAGCUUGGCUUUCGUUCCCUGUUGCUCAGGAAUGUUGUUACAGCUCCGACACGGGGCGUCAACAGAUUGUAAGUUCGGUGGGAGGAGUUUCGGGCUUUGGUCGGCGUGGCACGGCAGCCUCGGCAUGCAGUGCGCCAUGUUUGGCGUGCCAGGCUUUCUUUUGGUUUCUUGCUCAUUCUUUUACAUGGUUCGCGUCACCUUUUGUCUGGGGUUGGCCCUGGUUCUGUCAGUUUUCUGGUUUCCUGGUUCGGGCUUCUCCGCGUCGAGUGUUUUGAUGUCUCACCUUACACUGCGUUACAACCCAAGUUUACCUACCAUGACUCUAUGGCCUGUCAACGAGGUGUGAACAUUUGCUUUUCUGGAUGCCGCUGAGGGGGAUCUUUUUUCCCGUUGUUACCUUGGUAGUUAUUGUUACGUGGUUCCUCCUACACAACACCUUACUUAUUGGCG